Molecule: messenger RNA, 621 nt
Organism: Brassica napus (rape)
Lineage: Eukaryota; Viridiplantae; Streptophyta; Magnoliopsida; Brassicales; Brassicaceae
Product: probable disease resistance protein RPP1
Exons: 2
Coding region: 1-621 (206 amino acids)
Biological process (GO): signal transduction
Source: RefSeq, a predicted model, not a curated record
AUGGCCUAUAGUAAUUUCAGGUUACGUCAAUAUUAUUCAAUAGCAGAUCAUUCUGCUUUCGCUUUAACCACUUCAUCAUUCCAUCUCAACUGCACGUACGAUGUCUUCCCAAGCUUCCACGGUGCAGAUGUUCGAAGAGGCUUCCUCAGCCAUCUUCUAAAAGAGUUCAAGAGAGAAGCAAUCGACACAUUUGUUGAUAAUAACAUCGAGAGAGGGAAAUCAAUUGGUCCUAGAUUCAUAAAAUCUAUCAGAGGAUCGAAAAUCGCUAUUGUCCUGCUCUCUAAAAACUAUGCUUCCUCGACAUGGUGUCUGAACGAAUUGGCGGAGAUCAUGAGUUGUAGGAAAGAUUUGGGUCUUAUAGUGAUGGUUAUAUUCUAUGAAGUUGAUCCGUCUGACGUUAAAAAGCUGACGGGGCAUUUCGGAAGGGUCUUUAGGAAAACUUGUGCAGGAAAAAUUAAGGAUGACAUAGUGAGAUGGAGACAAGCUUUGGCUAAAGUGGCAACAAUAGCUGGUUAUCAUUCAACAAACUGGGAUAAUGAAGCGGCCAUGAUCGAACAAAUAGCCAAUGAUAUAUCACAUAAGCUGAAUAAAUUCGCUGGUCCAUCAAGUGAAACUCCAUGA